Messenger RNA from Penaeus monodon (black tiger shrimp), 1555 nucleotides. RefSeq names its product mucin-5AC-like. Lineage: Eukaryota; Metazoa; Arthropoda; Malacostraca; Decapoda; Penaeidae. The record is from RefSeq and is a predicted model, not a curated record.
AUGACUAAGUUCACUCUGAAGAAGAUUGUGCUUGUAUUUGAUCAGCAAGAUUCAAUGCUCUGUAAUCUACAUUUGUCACAUGUUUCAAUUUUAUAUAGAAACAGCCUCGACUUUCGAUUUGAUAGAGGUUUCAUAGAGACUUGUAGAUCCUAUACAAAAGGCACACUCUUUGUGAUGAUGUCUGGAGUUAGCACUGCUAUAAAUUUGAAACCUGACAGACGAUGCAGAUAUUUUGGGUGUUUGCCAGCAUUCAAGAGAGUAGAACUUCAAAGAGAUACAGACUCCAGAUUAUAUCAGUUUUUGGUAUCAAGAGCAAAGAUGUUGAGAGAGCACAUAGCUGGGAAUUCCAAUAAGUACAAAGUUUUAUUCACAGACUUGUUACCAUUACAACUAGAUGCUAUAGAAAGAUCUGAUGCUCUCUAUCAUAUGAGAACUUCUGGUCAUGUGAUUCCUAUACUACCAGAAAUUUCCUAUUUGGUGGAAAAUGCGUGUCUCUCAGGUGCCGUGGAGAGGUUUAAUAGUUGGGCACGGGAGGAUGCAGCUGCUCAAGGCUUUCAAGAGUGGAGCUACAUUGAGAAAAUCAGAAAACCACAGUAUGCUAAUAAUGGUAGAACUUUAGUUGCUUGUGUCCAAAGGCACCGGAAAGUGGCUGUCAUAUCAGCUAUCCGUAAGACUGUACAGAAGUUAAUUAAAGAUAACUAUUCUGUAUCAACAAAAUCAGCAGUAAAUAGUUCAGUUUUACAUGAUUCUUCUCAAGUUGCUUCAGUGAACAAUGCAGUGCUUUCAAUUUCAGCAGAGAGUGCUAAUAUUUCAUUGGCAGUCACAACUGCAGGUAGCACACUGACAGAUUCUACAAGUAAAAUACAAUCUGCUACAAUUGCUUCAGGAACUACAAACAAAAACUUGUCAGCAGGCCAAGUUACUGAUAAAAAAACACUUCCUGUAAUAAGCUCUGCACAGGAUACUCCUGCCAAAUUAGUAGGAUUUGAAGCUACAGCAAAAAUACCAGCUACAGCUGGCAUGCCAGGAGGAUUAGAAUCAACUUGUGGAACAACAGUAGUCUUUAACGCAGAAGAUUCUGUAAGGGAGACACUAAUAACAUCAGGUCCCACAAACAAGGCAGAAAUCGCAACAGAUUCUACCAACGAAACAACAGCUUCUUCAGACACCUCACGAACCACAACAUACUGUACAAACAAGGCAACAGCUACAACUACUGCUUCAGGAAGCAGCAUACUUACCACAAAAUUUGUUUUUACAGAUAAUACCCCAGUCACUACACCUUCUACAAGUAAGAAACUCAUUACACCAACUAUAAGCAUGGCUCCAGCCACAAGCAAGACACUAGCUCCAGAAACAACUUGUACAAGCAAAAUGCAAACUACAACAAAAGCUUCAAAUGAGACAUCAGCUACAACAAGAGAGACGAGCAAGAUGGCAGAUACAACAAAGAGCAAAGCACAAGUUACAGCAGUUACAAGUGACACACCAGCUGCAUCGACAGCUUCUACAAGCAAGGUCUCAACUACAACACCUACAAGCAAAGCACCAACUA